CAUCGAUCAGCAAGAAAUGCCAGUCCAACUCGGCAAGUCCUCGGGUUUCCUGCUAAUUCUCAAUCGUUCAAGGUUACAGACAAUCGCAUAUCGAUCAUUGUCCACCACCACGACGGUAAAGAGGGCGCGCAAUUCGGGACCACGAUUAUCAGGGACUGUGCCAGCGCCUCUGGUAAAUGACGGCUAUGCUGCGACAACGAAUAUAGCUCACCAUCCCACACCUACAGAAUGCGACCCAGAAACCCUCUACACUUACUCCGCGCAACGCUGGCUCUGGAACGAAACCCAGCAGCUGCGAAGCAGAUAUCGACCAUUUGACCUGCCUGCUCUGAUCCGCAUCGCCGAGCAAGCCGCCGGCAACAAUGCCGUGUGCGCCACUAUCGCCAAGCUUCCCGAAGGGAGCUUCAACAAAGCGUUGCUCGUGACUAUGCGGAAUGGCCGGGAGCUCGUGAUCAAGAUCCCCAAUCCGAACGCCGGCCCGGCUCACUACACCACCGCAUCGGAGGUGGCGACCAUGCGAUAUGCAAGGGAGAACCUCCACCUCCCCGUCCCCAAUGUCCUGACGUAUUGUUCCCGGGCUGGAGACAGUAGACUAGGCGCGGAGUACAUCGUCAUGGAGAAAGCCCCCGGGAUUGAGCUGAGCCGCGUGUGGGAGACUCUCAGACCGCGGGACAAACUGUCUAUCGUCAAGCAAAUCGGCUCAAUCACUUCUCGACUCUCUUCGGGGAGGUUCUCAGCUUACGGCUCGUUGUACCUUCGUGAGGACAUCGCAGAGUCCGAGGCCAUUGCCGUUGACGAUACCUUUGCAAUUGGACCAACCACAGGCCGGGCAUGGUUUGACGACCAACGAGCGGAGGUGGACGUCCAUCGAGGUCCUUGGCCAAGCACGAAGGACACCAUCAACGCCCUGGCUCAGCGCGAGCUAGCCUGCAUCCACCAACUCCCCAGCUUCCCACUCACCCACCAACAAGGAAUCUUCAACGGGCCCGGUGGAUACCAUCCCCGAAAGGAAACCAAGUUAUCCGUCCUGCAAGACUUCCUAAGCAUACACCAACAUCUCCUUCCCAAGGACGAAGCCCUCAACAACGGCAUAAUCUGGCACAACGACCUUCAUCUGGACAACAUCUUCGUGAACCAAAACCAUCCCACCGAAAUCACCAGCAUCAUCGACUGGCAAGCGGUCCCCAUCUACCCGAUAUUCCUGAUCGCCCACCACCCAUCCCUCAUCGAGUAUGACGGGCCGAAGCCCGAGCGCUUCGUCCAGCCUCAGCUUCCGGAGGAUAUUCACGACCUGAACCCCGCCGACAAAAAGGCUGCUGGGGAGCUGUACCUCGCGCAGACGCUGUGGCUUUACUACGAGACGCAGGUCUACAAGGACGCGCCGGACUUGUUGCAUGCAUUCAAGUACCACGAGACGGUGCAGUCAGAUCUACUGGGUCUGGUGGGAUCGGUCUUCGACGAUGGGGAGCCGCAUGUCCAGAAGCUUCUUGCCAACGUGGCCACGGACGAGGUCUGGAAACAGCUUGUCGGGGUGGAUGGGUCCGGAGAUCCGAGCGUGGCGUGUCCCUUGAAGUAUACCGAGCGGGGCUUGGUGCGGCAGGCUGACGAGUACGCCCGAUGGGAGAGAGACGUGGAGAGGAAGGCCCGGGUGAUCGAGGAAUUAGGGGCGUAUCCCGGGUGGAACGGCGCUGUUCCGCCUGAUGACUAUGAGGAGAUGGCGGGAAGAUUGGAAAUGGCCAAGAAGAGGUUUCUGGAUCGGGAAUCGAGGACCCCUGCGGAACGGAGCAUGUGGGAGAAAGCCUGGCCGUUCGAGGAUAAGGCUGAGUGAGGGGAG
This is a messenger RNA of Aspergillus japonicus CBS 114.51, 1834 nucleotides long. RefSeq names its product phosphotransferase family protein. Gene Ontology annotation, cellular component: mitochondrion. The transcript has 3 exons. The record is from RefSeq and is a predicted model, not a curated record. The coding region runs from base 17 to 1828 and encodes 603 amino acids. Lineage: Eukaryota; Fungi; Ascomycota; Eurotiomycetes; Eurotiales; Aspergillaceae.